AAGAAAAACCACAAGGAAUCGAGGAGGAGUGGGAGGCGAGGGAAGUCGUCAGAAAAAAAAAAUCCCUCGUCCGCGGGGCGAGCGAUUCGUCGUCACCCCUUUUCUCAGUCGCCGCCUGCUCCUGCUCAGAUCUGCGACGCCCCAAGCCCGACCUCGCCGGCGGCCGCGGCGGCCGAGGCGCGGAUCCAGGAUGCCUUCGCCCGUGCGGGGCUGCUGCUCGCCCCUGCGCCGCCUCCCCCGCGACGACGCGCUCUCCUGCCCCUCCGCCUGCUCCCAUCGUCUCAAACCUUGGUCUUGGCGUGCCCAACCCCUCUCCUCCUCCUAACGCUUGCAUCCGCCCCUCUAUCUGUCCACCCAUCCGUCUGCCCCGCUUCCUUCCUCCUAGAGUUCUAGUUCUACCUGCUGCCCUUGGCGCCUGCCAUUUCCUCUCGCGCACCGGCUUGUCUUGCAGGGUUUGGUGCUGUCUUGUGCUGGAUCGGAUUGGUUUGGGUCGGUUGCUCGCUCUCUGGAUCGGAUCUGCGCUGCUGGGAGUUAGCAUCGGUGCAGUGUGGUCGUACGCUUGCAGUUUCGGUGUAUCACUCUGCAAGCAGUAAGCCAGUGCCUUGAUGGAUGGUCGUACCCGCUGUCUCGAGAGAGCGCCAGUGGUGACCUCUGGUGACAACUCUCCUACAAGCGUUGCCCAUGCUGGUCUUCUGCCUCCGAUAGAGAGGUGCUGUGCUUCGGUUGAUGAAACCUGUGAAGCCGCAGAGGGUGGCAAUGGUUUGCUGGAGGCUCAGAUAUGUACGGGUUUCUCCCAGUCGAUAACUUUGGAGGUGAAGAAAGGCCUCCAGAAGUGUGCGACUUUCCCUCAACAGGCGGAUCACUCAUGCUCGAGUGCAGAUGAUGGGCACACGGGUGCCCCUGCUUAUGAGCGCUCGGUGUCCUUACCUCCAACUUUGAAGCUCAUCUCGGCUAUGAAAGGAGGCCGUGAAAAGAAUGGAAUGGCAUCACCAACUGAAAAUCGCCACGUCAAAUGGGCCCCUGACGUGUAUGAUCCCCCUGUGACGUCGGUAUGCCAUUCAGUGAAUAGCAGUUAUCAGCGGCGGUCCAAAUCCCGCAAGGAGAAGAACAAGCAGAAGAAUAAGCAGAAGAAGCAGAAGGGGAAGUCCAAGAAAAAUCACCAGAAUUCUAUACAGAGUUCAUCUGUAAUGCAGUUUCCUGAUCAUGGGUUGAAAGGUGUUAGCACUACUGGCGGUCAAUCUUCAGUAGACGAUCAUACGACCAUGAUCAUGGAUUACAGCAUGGGCAAUCAGGAAGCCAAAUGUGGAAGCAGCUUCAUGCAUGAGUCUGUUGCCAAAAUGCAUUUCUCGAUUGCUGAAGCUUCCUGAAAGGUGCUCGUGUUCUGCAGAUGCACCCUCAAUUCUGUAAAUAUGAUGGAUGUAUAUAAAUAAAUCCAGCAUGCUGUUGUUGUCGUGGGCGUUGUGUUGGGUUUGAUGUGUUUGAGUUAUGGCCUCGUUUGAUACUGGAGAAAUAAUUUUUGGACAGACUUUAACACUUUGUUCUGUAUGUUUUGGUGGACACAUAUCUAUCUCCAAUCCUUGGCUUUGUUGUUAUAGCCUUA
This is a messenger RNA of Panicum virgatum (switchgrass), 1600 nucleotides long. RefSeq lists its product as uncharacterized. The record is from RefSeq and is a predicted model, not a curated record. The transcript is spliced from 4 exons. The coding region runs from base 606 to 1367 and encodes 253 amino acids. Lineage: Eukaryota; Viridiplantae; Streptophyta; Magnoliopsida; Poales; Poaceae.